AUGACCCCACGGGAGCAGCUGAGGAAGAUGACAGCACUGGGAGAGCAGGGCACGCUGGAUGAGAAGCACUGGUAUCGACUGGUGAACGGCAUGUCCGCCGGAGAGCUGAGGCAGCGGCAGGAGAUGAUAAUGAGGAACCAGAUGGCCAUGGCUCCACAGAUCCUCGCCCAGGGGCAGCAGAGGCUGCAAGGGGUCCCCGCUCAGUUUGAACCUCGCUUCAUGGAGAGGGAGUUGGUUCCCCCCACCGAGAUGGUGGCUUCUGAGGCUCGACAGAUGCACAUGGCGCCCCACCUCGGCCAGCCGUUACCGCCUCACGCCAACGUCCUGCCUGGAAGAGCGUUCCCGGGGCCAGCUGGGUAUGGCUUCCUGCCCUCAGAGCCCAUGGAAACUGUUGCCCGGCGACAGGAGCUAAUUCACAAGCAAAAUAUAGCAAGGAUGGAGAUGAACGCCAUCCUGCAUCAGAAGGAGCUGGAGAACGCUCACCAGAAGGGGCUGAUGGGAAUCGACAACCCCAUGUCGUACCCUUCCAACCCCAUGGUGUUCAGGGGCCGCCAGCGCAUGCCGGACGGCCACGACGUCUUCGUGCACCGGCCCACCCUGGACGAGCUGCACUCCAACAGCAUCCUCAUGUCGGCCAGUCCGUACCCGCCCAUCGGCACCCUGCACCGGGAGCGAGGGCGCCGGGCGGGGCGGCGGCCCACCGUCCACAAGACCGUGGACAGCCACGUGUCCAACCUGAAGGGCCAAGCCGAGGACAAGGGCGUGGAGCAAAGCCCGGGGGCCACGUCCGGCGAGGAGAAGGAGAUGGAGCCGAAGGGGGACCUGGGAGAGGAGUGCACCGCCGGCAAGACGCACCAUCAAGCCAAAAUAGACCCCGAACUCGCCGCGGGCAGCAGGAAGAACUACAAAGAGGGAGAGCCGGGCAUGCGGAAGGCCUGCGGGAACACUCAGGACUCCUGCUCUGAUGGAGCCAACAGUGGAGCGAAUGACAAAGACAUUUCCAGCCAGUGUUCAGCUUUUCAGGAGAAAUUCAUGUAUCCGUCCAGCGGUGGAGGCCUGGCAGGGAUGCCUUACAUGUUCCCAGUCCCCGGGAAUGGUUUCCUUCCACCAGGGCCACCAAAUCUCUUCCUGAACGGCGACGAGGUACCUGAAGACAUAAGGAAAUGGACGGUGAACGACGUUUACAACUUCAUCAACAGCAUACCGACGUGUUCGGAAUAUGCCCAGACGUUCAAGGACCACAUGAUUGACGGGGAGACGCUGCCCCUCCUCUCAGAGGAGCAUCUGCUGGACACACUGGGGCUCAAGCUCGGGCCGGCUCUCAAGAUCCGCUCACAGGUCUCCAGACGUCUGGGCAGCAUGCUGUACAUGAUGAACCUCCCGCUGUCCACGGGCGCCCUGCAGGCCACCCCCGAGAAGCCCGGGGACCGCUCCUCAGACAUCGGCUCUCCCGGCAACUGCAACAGCGAGGAGAUGGUGGCGAGUCCCAGAGACCCCGACAUCCUCAAACCCGGCGAGCACGCUCAAGAGGCGGAGAACAACUCGCCUCCGUCGGCCAGCAGUGAGACGGCCUGA
Salarias fasciatus (jewelled blenny) is the source of this 1575-nucleotide messenger RNA. RefSeq names its product sterile alpha motif domain containing 7 (gene samd7). Gene Ontology annotation, molecular function: histone binding; chromatin binding. NCBI's taxonomy places the organism in Eukaryota, Metazoa, Chordata, Actinopteri, Blenniiformes, Blenniidae. The coding region runs from base 1 to 1575 and encodes 524 amino acids. Gene Ontology annotation, biological process: negative regulation of DNA-templated transcription. The record is from RefSeq and is a predicted model, not a curated record. The transcript has 8 exons. Gene Ontology annotation, cellular component: nucleus.